UCUUCCCGUAUGUACAUUCCCGCAGAGUUUCGAUGAAAUCAAAAUUUUCGAGCCGGACUACAUGAGUCCCUUGUAAGUACUGAUCCCUUCGAUGUCGAUUAUCUUUUAUUGUUCCAAGAGAAUAAGUAGAUAGAAUCUUAUCCCCGACCUCGGAGCUCGGAGCAAUUUUUGCAUCUUCCCCUUUGUAGAUUUGAGACCUCACUCGAUUGGGAGAAAAGAAAAAAAAAGAAAACACCGAUUGUAGAUUGUAGAGCGUCGGUUGCAGCUGUGCCUCAAGCGAUUACAGAGUUGCAUGUUGAGGAAAAUGCAACUCGCUACUCAUGAAUAUGUGAUACUUCGCGUAUUCGCAGAGUACUACAACUUAUCGCGCACGUUACCUGACGACUUCGUAGCGCCGCGCUAUUAAAUUGAUUUCCUUUUGAUACUGUCUCAAGAGAAUACGCAAUGAGUCCUUUUAAGCGUAAAUAUUCGACGAGAUAUGUGUUUGUUUCGCAGUGUCCCUUUGAUGGCCUGAGAAAAAAUGUCUUUCUAUGACAAUCGCUACUAUUAUGUCAGCAAACGACUUUUGUCCAUCAUCGGCCAAUGGCCGUAUCAAUCGCGUCUGGAGAGUAAUACGAUGCUCGGCAUCACGCUAUUCUUCACUGGCAGUUUGACAUUCUUGGAGGGGUGGGGUCUGGUAAGCGGCAUGACAGAUCUGAGCAUCAUCAUGGAGAACGCGUCGCCGUUGCUGGUGAACAGCUUCAUCUUCGUGAAACUGAUCAAUUAUUUCUUCAAUAAGUAUAAAAUGAAAGAACUUCUGGAUCACGUCGAGGAGACCUGGCAGAUGAUCCAAGUGGGUCCACGUAAUGAAAUAUUGCGGAGCUACGCGGAACAAACUAAAGUCUAUACGAUAAGAUAUACGUUGGCUUUGUACGCGGUGUGGAUCUUGUACUCGACGACGCCGCUCAUCGUCAGCUGGACGUACAAGCUUCUGCCGAUUAACGCGACCUACACGGCCAGAUUUCUCUAUCGUUUGGAACAUGUUUGUGACGUGGACAAGUACUUCAAUCUGCUGAUGCUGCAUGGCUUCAUCAGCGUGUUCUACAUAGUAUCAGUGCCGAUCGCGGUCGACACGAUGUUUGUACUUUGCAUCCAGCAUGUCUGCGCGUUGUUCGAGAUCAUAAAGUACGACAUGGAGCACAUACAAGGUUCGGAUUUCGUGACGCUUGAGCCGGAUAUUGCGGACGACAUCGAGUAUCAUAAAAUAAUCGAGUGCAUUAAAUUGCACGAGCAAGCGUUCAAAUUUUCCGAAUUGCUCUCAUUCGCUUACGCAACGUCCUACCUUUUUCUAUUAGGAAAUGUGAUCAUAUGCCUCAGUUUCAGCUUGGCUGAGUUGAUCAUGGUGGAUGUUCAGUUUGACGAAAUUGUCAGAAUUUCCGCCGCUAGUAUAGCACAAUUGUUACACAUAUAUUAUCUGAGUUGGAUGUGUCAGCGAUUGCUCGAUCACAGUGGCGGACUUCAUAAAGUAAUUUACAGUUGCAACUGGUAUACGAUUUCAAUGAGAUCUAGACAACUGUUAAAAUUCAUGUUAAUGCGUGCCAUUAAACCGUGCCAAAUAAAAGCUGGAAAGAUAUACGUAAUGUCGACGGAGAAUUUCAGCUCGAUUUUGCAAGUAUCUGUAUCUUAUUUCACUAUGCUCACGUCACUGCAAUAAUUUUGUAUGACUCAAUAAAAUUAUACAACCUGUUCAACAGGAGAACGGAUUAACGUGUACGGCUUAAUUAUAUUUGCUGCUAACCUUUUUCAAUUUUAUUAUUCGUAAUCUCCAUCCAGUCAUUCAGAAUAAUUUUGUCUCUCGUUGCUUAUGACAAAUUCAUCUCACUUGUGUUUAAACGCACUCAAAAGAGAAGGAGAAUUUAGAAUUUAGAAUUCUUAUUCUCAUUCCCUCUGAUUCUUCGUGAUAUUUCCCCGCUUGAGACUUUACGAAUAUCGACGAAACGCGCGUCACAAAUAUUUCACUUCCCUAAUCGCACGUCACUAUCGAUAAGUCACUUCCUUUGAUCGCACAGCGGCACAAAGGCAACAGACUGGCCACUCUAUGUACGAUUAAUC
Harpegnathos saltator (Jerdon's jumping ant) is the source of this 2091-nucleotide messenger RNA. Its product is annotated as odorant receptor 9a. Lineage: Eukaryota; Metazoa; Arthropoda; Insecta; Hymenoptera; Formicidae. Gene Ontology annotation, biological process: detection of chemical stimulus involved in sensory perception of smell; sensory perception of smell. The coding region runs from base 521 to 1693 and encodes 390 amino acids. Gene Ontology annotation, molecular function: olfactory receptor activity; odorant binding. Gene Ontology annotation, cellular component: plasma membrane. The record is from RefSeq and is a predicted model, not a curated record. The transcript has 9 exons.